UCAAAGUGCCUGGCUGACUACACAAGAAGUGGUGUUCAAUCAGGACAGCAACAUAAAGUGAGGGAGUGAAACAAGAAAAGUAAUAAAGGAAAGAAAAAGAAAGCAAACAGAGGACAGACACUGCUGACAGAUGUCUUUCCACAGAAAGAAAGUGUGUUCCUACUCCGAAUAAGCAUCCAAACAACAGCUGAGGGUUGUGAAGAGGCAGCCACCUGCUGCAGUGUCCUCCCACCACUACUACAGCAUCUGGCAGAGAAGUCAGAGAGGCGGAGGAGACUCGAUCUGAGGCAGCAGAGACGAUCCACUGACCUGACAGCAGACAGGACCUCAGCGACAACGAACACAGCUCAUCUGCGACGCAACCCCAGCCAGUGAGCUCAGAGUUUGUGGGAUUGACAGGGAAGACUGCGAGAUAGAUCGUUAGAUCAGGAUCGACCGGUUGGCGACGACGGAUCUUAAUUGAUGCAGGAGGAGGUGUAGCCACAAAUGGAGCAGCAAAAUCUGAUCAACAGCACGGAGAGCAACUGCUCGUCCAUAGAUGACUUCCGCAACCAGGUUUAUUCCAUAUCCUACAGCAUCAUCACUUUGCUGAGCCUCACUGGGAACGGCUUAGCCCUGGUGGUGCUGAUCAAGACGAACCGCCAGAAUUCCCCCUUCCACGUCUACAUGAUCAACCUGGUUGUGGCUGAUCUGCUGUGUGUGAUGACGCUGCCACUGCGAAUUAUCUACUAUGUCAGAGGGGGCAUCUGGAGCAUGGGGAAUUUCCUCUGUACCUUCAGCUCCUAUGCUCUCUAUGUAAACCUCUACUGCAGCAUCUACUUCAUGGUCGCCAUGUCGAUCACGCGUUUCCUGGCCAUUGUCUAUCCUGUGAAGAACCUGCAGCUGAUGACAGUGAACCGUGCUCGCCUGGUGUGUGCUGGCAUCUGGGUGUUUAUCUGUCUUUUAUCGUCUCCCUUCCUCAUGAGGGGUCAAUAUAUAGACACUACCACAAAUACAACCAAGUGCUUCGAUGCUCCGAACGGUGAAGUCGGUGAUAAACUCCAAGUGCUGAGCUAUUUGUCUCUGGUGAUAGGCUUUGUCCUGCCAUCACUGGUGAUCCUGCUCUGCUAUGCCGGCAUUAUCCACACCCUAGUGUCUCGCUCCCGACUGUCUCGCACCCUUUCUGCUCAACAACAGCAGCGGGCCAUGGGCACAAAAGCCAUUCGAAUGAUUGUCAUCGUCUUGUUGACAUUCACGAUCAGCUACAUGCCUUACCACGUGCUGCGCACCGUCUUCCUGUCCCGGGUUCACGACAGCUGCCAGGAGAGGAUCAAAAUGCAGAAGUCUGUCGUGGUGACACUCUGCCUGGCCGCUGCCAACACGUGCUUCGACCCACUGCUGUAUUAUUUCUCUGGAGAGGGUUGUCGCAGCCGCUUUUUCUCCUGUGCUACUCGGUCACAGCCCCAGAAUCUGAGAGAAACCACCCGAAGGUCAGUUAACUCCCAACAGACAGGAAGUCGUCAAGCAUCAAUGUCAGGAUAUGUUACAGGAAAGAGUUCAGGAUGACCUGUUGCCUCAUUAGUUGUCAGGGAAAGUGUCAAGAAGACCAGAUGUAAGAUAACGUACGACAGAAAUAGAUUUAACAGAUUUUACUUUGUCGGCUCAUGAACAGAGUAUUUAUACAUUUUAGUUACAAGUCUCAAGAGACUGAGAAUGAUAUUCUAAAGAGGAGAGAUUGUUUGAUAAUUAUAAUUAUUAUUUUUACAAGGAUACUUGCCAGUAUUCUUAUGUCACUAUCGUAUAAUGACAAUUGAAAUAAACAGUUUAUCAAUGUAUGUAAUGUAUCGUGGAUUAUGUUUUAAUAAUUAUUUUUAUUUGGAUUGCCUUUGCCUUGAAUGGGUGGUUAGAACCUUUUUCCUACUUUUUCUUACAUCAUUUUUAUUUUUAUGAAUUGUAUAUGUGGCAUUGUAACAUUGUAUCUACCACAGCUGUAUUUUUUAUCAUCAGUGUUUGUUAUUGUGUUAUUGUCACUGUUUUUCACUGCCAUAACCAUUUAUUUAGCCAUCCAUCCAUACCACUUAUCCUUUGAGGGUCGCAGGGAGGGGGAUGUGCACACUGGACAGGUCAAUUUAGAGACUCCACUUAUCUUUACGCCAACCUGUAUGUCUUUUGACUGUGGGAGGAAGCUGGAGAACCUGGUGAAAUCCCACAUAAACAUGGGGUGAACAUGCAAACUCCACUCAGAAGUGGUUUUUGACCCAUGGCCCUGCUUGCUGCAAUGCAUCCGGUUCUGCCCUUGUCUUGGCAAGUUAUUUGUAAUUUCCCUUUUUUAUUUUACGAGGCUUAAUAUAAUUCCUCAUGGUUGUUAUGUUUACUUAAACUAAACGGGAUCGUUUUGUUUUGUGCUGCUGAUUUUUGUUCACUCUGUAUUAUUAAUAUUACAUAACAAACCUUUUAUGUAAAGUAAUAAGCUGGGGGAAAGUGUUGGGUGCAUGUACUCUACAGGAGUAGUUCAGAAUAAAAUGGUUAAUAGGCUUUCUUUGCCAGAUUUAGAUGUAUAAUUGAUACAUAUCACUCAGUAAUAUGAAUAUGAAGUGGCAGCCACUGGCUGUUUAGCUUAGCACAAUGCUUUUAAAGAAGCUGAAGCUCCUUAAUUAGCAUGUUGUUUAUCUGGCCCUAUUCUGUAUAUGAAGUCAGGCAAACUGUUUCCACUUAUUGUUCCAUGUUAAGCUAAUGGAAUGCUGACAGAAGCUUCAUAUUCAUGUGAGUGGUAACGAUCUUCUCAUCUGACUGUAUGUAAAAAAGUUAUUUAACUGCUGUUGUCCUCUGAACUGUUAUUUAUAAUAAUUGCCUUAAUAUAUAAUGCAAUAUAUGUUAGUUUCUUAUAUUAGGUCUGUAUAUUAAAAGCUGCAACUUAAUUAAACAUUUCUUUAUAUAUGCUGACAAUAAUGUUUUAUAGAGCAAAACCACAACAAAAUUGAAGCCAUUGAAAUAUCUUCGCUCCUUGUUCCAGAAUCUGGGAAACACAAAUGAAAAUGGUCUUGGGAGUUAUUUAUUUUUGUGCAAGGAUAAAAGUACCAGAGAGUAUUCCUUUGAGAGAUUGGAUCAAAAUAAAACUAGCAAAAUCUGAAAAGUUGAAUAGUUACCAGAUUUUGAAGUUAAAGUUGGAGGGCUUCAUGUAAAUUGUCUUUGCUGCAUGUUUUCUUAUCAGACGAAUAUAUGGCUUUAAAAUCCCUUAUCAAGAUCAAUAAAGUCCACAGAAAGGCUUCUUGUCUGAACAGCUUGAGUCGUCACACAUUAGCUAGAGCUGCAUUUUUAAGUCAUUUUGAUAAUGCUGCCAUCUCCUGGUACUUUGGAUUGUCACAACACCAUUCAAACGCAUUGACAAAGGUAAAGGUCCAUCCCCAAACAUAUCUCAAAAAGCAAGUUCAUGGUAAUUAAAUAACUUUUUCACUGACCAAUUUAUCAAGUUUAUGGUGCCAAAAUACCAAUUAUUUAUUAUGCUAGAGACAAUCAAAACAAUUUACAUGAGGUAGCUUUACAUGUUAAUUCAAUACUUUACAUGUUAAUACAAUACCUUUAUGAUUAAAUUGUAAUAUGAGCAAAAAAAACUUAAACUUUUUACUGUGAAGCUGCAGAGUGGAAAAACAAAUCAUUAAUAAAAUCACCUAUGAAUGAAAUAA
Messenger RNA from Pleuronectes platessa (European plaice), 3662 nucleotides. It is a transcript of the gene cysltr1, whose product is annotated as cysteinyl leukotriene receptor 1. NCBI's taxonomy places the organism in Eukaryota, Metazoa, Chordata, Actinopteri, Pleuronectiformes, Pleuronectidae. The coding region runs from base 487 to 1545 and encodes 352 amino acids. Gene Ontology annotation, biological process: G protein-coupled receptor signaling pathway. The record is from RefSeq and is a predicted model, not a curated record. Gene Ontology annotation, molecular function: leukotriene receptor activity. The transcript has 4 exons. Gene Ontology annotation, cellular component: plasma membrane.